This is a messenger RNA of Tarenaya hassleriana, 810 nucleotides long. RefSeq lists its product as uncharacterized. The coding region runs from base 121 to 666 and encodes 181 amino acids. The transcript has a single exon. The record is from RefSeq and is a predicted model, not a curated record. NCBI's taxonomy places the organism in Eukaryota, Viridiplantae, Streptophyta, Magnoliopsida, Brassicales, Cleomaceae.
CCCAUAGCCUCUCUCUCUCCCUCUGCUUCUUCUUCUUCUUUCUUCUCUCUAGAAAUCCGAAGAACCCUUUUCACCCUUUUCUCCAAAUCCAAAUCUCUUCAAUAUCCUGAUCGCUAAACCAUGGGUUUGAUCCCUCAGCAGCAUCAAUCUGUGGAAGAAUCUCACUACCACACCCACAAGAUCUUCCUCUUCUCCAACUACGUUCUCCUCGGAGCAGCCUCGAGCUGCAUAUUCCUAACGCUAUCUCUGCGUCUAAUCCCGUCCAUCUGCGGAUUCCUCCUCAUCCUCCUCCACGCAACCACCAUCGUGGGUGCCGUCUCCGGCUGCGCCGCCGCCUCCUGCGGCAGAAACCGAUGGUACGCCGCUCACAUGGUGGCCACUGUCCUGACCGCCAUAUUCCAGGGAUCUGUUUCAGUUCUCAUCUUCACCAACACCUCGAACUUCCUGGGUAGCCUCAAGUCUUACGUGCGUGAGGACGAUGCGGCCAUGAUCCUGAAACUGGCUGGUGGGUUGUGCGUUCUGAUAUUUUGCCUCGAAUGGGUUGUUCUUGUUCUCGCCUUCUUCCUCAAGUACUACGCUUACGUUGAUGGCGGCGACACUAGGAGGACGGGUAAGGUCCAGAACGAGGAGAAUCUCAAGGACUGGCCAUUGCAGUUUCAAGUUUGAUGAUAAUAUUUAGAUUUGGUUCCAUAUUGGUUCGUGUAUCAUUUCGAUUUGUUCGUUUGUUCCUGCGUGUUGGGAGCUGAUUCUAUCUUCUACUUGCUUGUUGACGAAUAUAUAUAUUAUAUAGUUCACAAAUAUUUCUGGGGA